Messenger RNA from Cucurbita moschata (crookneck pumpkin), 1046 nucleotides. RefSeq names its product protein MIS12 homolog. The transcript has 7 exons. Gene Ontology annotation, biological process: mitotic sister chromatid segregation; protein localization to kinetochore; mitotic cell cycle. The coding region runs from base 176 to 901 and encodes 241 amino acids. The record is from RefSeq and is a predicted model, not a curated record. Lineage: Eukaryota; Viridiplantae; Streptophyta; Magnoliopsida; Cucurbitales; Cucurbitaceae. Gene Ontology annotation, cellular component: chromosome, centromeric region; nucleus.
CGUAGCGCGACUGUGGAAGGGGCCGCUCCGUCUCCGCAUCACUCAUCAGUCAACACUGCCAUUUUGGCGGCAAAAUUCCUCCAUUUUUGCGGAAGCUUGGGACCUUCCAUUUCUCUCUGGAUCUGGUUUUUCAUUGGGAAAGAAGCUUUUUUCAGGGAGUGAAAGGACGAUUUUCAUGGAAGGAAGUAAAGGCGAGGAGGUAUUCGAUUCAUUGAAUCUGAAUCCACAGCUCUUCAUUAAUGAAGCUCUCAAUAUUGUCGACGAUUUGGUUGAUGACGCUUUCGAUUUUUAUCAGACACAAGCAUCGGCCUCCUUGAAGACCGAGGGCUCGGAUAGAUCCCAAGAUCUUAUCCUGGGAAUAUCGCGGGUCCGAACGUUCGUCCAAUCGGGUCUGGAUAAGCGGUUGGCCAUGUGGGAGAAAUACUGUCUCAAUCACUGUUUUUCAGUCCCUGAAGGUUUUUCUUUACCCUCAAAUGAUGAAUCACCUGUUGUCACUUCAGUAAGUCGUGACUGCCUCUAUGAUGUGGAUCUGGAUACAGAGUUAGAUUUUUUGAGGAAUAAGCUCUCUGAGGUCAGAAAAGAGAAUAUUGUAUUGAACCAAGAACUACAAGCUUUAGAAAGACAAGCUGCUUCCAGUAACUCCCAAGUCAAUCGUUUCAACGAAGCCUUACAAUUAUAUGAGAGAAAUUCUGUGAAUGAGAUGUUCCAGGAAAUGAUGGGAACUGCAUCUGAGCUGCGAGCGAAAAUAGGAAAGCUGAAGAAAAGGAGGAUGGAGGAAUCCAAGCUCACUAAAGUAGAGAAGAUUCAUACAAACGGAGAUGCCUCUCACCAUCACAAGGGUUUCUCUAACGCUAAGCUGGAUGACAUUCAAGAAUUUUUAGCUGAUUUGAAGGCCCUUUGAACUCAUUUCAUUAUGAUAUCAACCUUACUGUAUAUGAUGCGUGCUAUGAAACUUGUCACUAUGAGUUCUUCAAUGUUUUAACUUGAUUUGUCUGUGAGAUAUUCUAAACCGAAUUUGUAUAAUAUGUCAUCUGGAUUCAUAACUC